GCCCACUUUCCGUCACGUGGGGCAGUUUGGCGCGCUUUUGGAAGCGGGUCGCUCCCCGGUUGCUCCUGGCAACGAUAACUUCGCCGCCCCGAUGAUGCGGAGCCGGGAGGAGGUGGACGCGACGCUGCAAGUCGCCAAACUAGACCCGGCGGAGCUGCUGCCGGCCGCGCAGUGCCUCAGCUUCAGCGCCCAGGCGGACGCGGGCGACUGCUACCUCUUGCAGCUGGAGCCGGAGCUUUGCGUCGAGUUGGAGGCGGGGCGGAGCCUUGUGAUCCGUGGGGAUAAAGAGGAUCAUGCUGUGCUGUGCAGCCAGGAUAAGACAUAUGAGAUGAAAAUAGCAGAUACCUCCAAUAUGCUGCUUUUCAUGCCAGCCUGUGAAACUCCCGAGAAGCUCUGCGCAGACAACCCUCCAUCUGUCAUUCACACUCAGAUUGCCGGCUUUUCCAACAAUUACUGGGAAGUAAGACGAUGUCGACCCAAGCUAAAGAGACUCAAGAAACUCUUAAUGGAAAAUCCUUAUGAAGGGCCAGAUGGGGAGAAAGAGAAAAUGCCAACUAACCCAAAGUACACAACAGACGAUUUGCUAGAUCAGAUCCAAGCAAGUGAAGAAGAAAUAAUGCAUCAGCUGGAGAUUCUAAAAGCUUGUCAAGUUGAAGGAUAUUGGAGGAUUCUAGAUUUCGAUUACGAGAUGAAACUGCUGAAUCAUGUGACCCAACUGAUAUAUACAGAGUCAUGGUCAUUCAGCAAGGUUCCUUUAAGUGUCUGCCUUCAAGAACUCGGACCCCUGGAGCCCAGGGAAAUGAUAGCGCACAUUCUUAGGAGUUAUGGAAGACAAACCAUCAGUGAAGGUGAGACUUUCUUUGAAAUGAAUGAAGAGCAGAUAUGCAGGGCCACAGCGCAAAUGCUCUUGCAAAACGCAGUCAAGUUCAGCCUCUCAGAGUUCCAAGAUGUUUGGCAGCAAAGUGUCCCUGAUGGAAUGACAACUAAGCUAGACCAGUUAAAGUGUCUGAAUGGACGAGCCUCCAUUCACAUCCUUAUGGGGUGGUGGUAUGUCUCUGAUUAUGAGACACCAAGACAGGGGCGUACAGCUCAGGGGGACAUAUGGGGUCAAAGUCCUCUGGCUGCGGCCAUUUAG
Molecule: messenger RNA, 1135 nt
Organism: Sphaerodactylus townsendi
Lineage: Eukaryota; Metazoa; Chordata; Lepidosauria; Squamata; Sphaerodactylidae
Gene: DSCC1
Product: DNA replication and sister chromatid cohesion 1
Exons: 8
Coding region: 92-1135 (347 amino acids)
Biological process (GO): maintenance of mitotic sister chromatid cohesion; mitotic sister chromatid cohesion
Cellular component (GO): Ctf18 RFC-like complex; chromosome, centromeric region; chromatin
Source: RefSeq, a predicted model, not a curated record